AUGUCGGUCUCCUCCACUUUGUGCACGCUUUCUAGAGGGCCCGAUGUGGUGGCACAACCCACUAUAGCCAUACCGCGACCGUUAGCACCAACGCCAAGAAUCGCGACGCCGACGUCACGGCUUCAGAAGCCGACAACGGCGUUGAAGCGGCCACCGCUUGGUGCUGAUCCAAUUGAGAUACUGUUGGGUGAGACCCCACAACCUCAUCAGCGGAAGCGAGAAUGUCUGGAUCACUUGACACACGAACAGAAAAUGAACAGAAGGAAAAUGAAGAAUAGGAUUGCCGCACAAACUGCUAGAGAUAGAAAGAAGCGCUUGGAAGAUGUAGUCCGAGAACUACUGGAACAAAAUGAAGCACUCAAGCAAGAGAAUGGACUUCUUCGACUCGAGAACCAGGAACUAACCGAGCAAAAUAACAACCUCAUGCGCAGGCUAAGCGCUCUUGAAGAUGUCCAAUGUGAAAUAAAUCCACGCCAAUCUACUGUCAUCUAUGAAGAGGUGCCUGAGAUGGUGCCGGAGACGAGUGGGGCUGCUGUUGAAUCUGCCGCAUUCAUUAGUGGACCCCUGCCGAGGGUACAGGUUGUCCCACUCUAUCUCCUGUUUCAUCUCAUGGUCAACCUCCUAUUGGUGUCAGAUGAGCUCGAAAAAAUCCUCUCUGACUUCUCGGAUGAGUUCGAUCUCGACCGGCUUGUCGAGCAACUACCAGAAGAAGAGCGUACGCAGCAACACAUCGUGCAGCCAGGCGUUAGCACUGAGCCGAUGUGCCCCCAACCACCUUGCCCUUCUUCCGGAAGUGCGUCACCAGUGGAUGCGAGUAUCUUGAGUGCUUCCAGGUGAGU
Strongylus vulgaris is the source of this 839-nucleotide messenger RNA. The record is from the annotation of a GenBank genome assembly. Lineage: Eukaryota; Metazoa; Nematoda; Chromadorea; Rhabditida; Strongylidae.